This is a messenger RNA of Henningerozyma blattae CBS 6284, 528 nucleotides long. RefSeq names its product anaphase promoting complex subunit 9 (gene APC9). The transcript has a single exon. The coding region runs from base 1 to 528 and encodes 175 amino acids. The record is from RefSeq and is a predicted model, not a curated record. NCBI's taxonomy places the organism in Eukaryota, Fungi, Ascomycota, Saccharomycetes, Saccharomycetales, Saccharomycetaceae. Gene Ontology annotation, cellular component: anaphase-promoting complex.
AUGAGCUUAGCAAAUACUGAUGAUUAUGACUGUACGCCAUUAUGUGAUAAGAUAACUAUUAGGGAGAGUAAAAAAGAAUCAUGGCUAAAGUCAGAACAAGCCUCACAUUGUCUAAUUUUUCAUAAAAAUGGCCACUCUAGAGAUGAUAUAGCCAAUUAUCGUCCUGAUCUUCAGAUAAGUUGUGGUGAAAAAUCGUUUUUUAAUAAUAAAGAACCUCAAUGCAGACCAAAUAUUCGAAAGACAGAAGGUAGAAAUCCAUAUGCUAUCAGUGAUAAACGACUUAACUAUGAGAAAGGUAAACGUUCACUAACUGAUUCUUCUCCUCAAAUGAUCAUCAAACAGGAGAAAAUGGAAUUAAGCCAAUUUUGGCUAAAUUCUGAUCUAGUAGAUUCAUUAGAUAUGAGAGAGAUACAUAAACAAUAUUUAACUAUGAAAAACGAAAUGUCUUUAAUUGCAGAAAUUAGAAAAGAAAUAUUAUCAGUUCAACCAAACUUUUCUAAUGAUGAUGAUGACUAUCCUUUUGCAUAA